AUGGGUGAGUGGAGCUUCCUCAGCGGCCUCUUCGAUGCCCUCCAGGUCCACUCCCCUAUGCUGGGCCGCUUCUGGCUGCUGCUCAUGCUGGUCUUCCGCAUCCUCAUCCUGGGCACUGUCGCCGGCGACUUGUUCGAAGACGAGCAGGGGGAGUUUGCCUGUAACACACUGCAGCCGGGCUGCAAGCAGGUGUGUUACGAUGAUGCCUUCCCCAUCUCCCAGUACCGCUUUUGGGUGUUCCACAUAGUCCUCAUCUCCACUCCGUCCCUCAUCUUCCUCAUGUACGCCAUGCACCACCACAACAAGAGGACCAUGCAGUUAGGCCAGCCAAGGUUCAGCCAGCUGGUUAGCAACGCCGCCAGAGAAGAGCGCCAUCUCCGACAGCUCUAUGUUAUAAACGUGGCCUUCCGUUUGGUGACAGAAGUGGGAUUUCUGGUAGGUCAGUGGUGGCUGUACGGUUUCCAGGUUGAGGCCCAGUUCCCAUGCAGCCGCUUCCCAUGCCCCUACACGGUGGACUGCUUCGUGUCACGCCCCAUGGAGAAGACAGUCUUCCUCUGUUUCUACUUCGCCGUGGGAGUGGUAUCUGCCUUGUCCAGUUUCGUAGAGCUCGUCUACGCUUCAUUGAAGUGGUUCCGUCCCACCGGGGAGCAGCCAGAGGAGCGGGUAUGCGACUGUCAGAAGCUCCGGAACCUGCAGCAGGAGGAGGUGGAGAUGGAGGAGGAGGAGGAGCAGAAAAGGAGGGGAAGGACCAUGUCCGAGGGUGGGAGUAGUAGCGUCAGAAUGAAGGAAGGGGCGGUGAGGGGCAGCGCCAGCAGGAAGGUGUCUAGCAUUGGACACAAGAGCGUCGGAUAUCAGGGAAACAACCAGAGCACCAAGACCAGUGUUUCUCCUAUAUUCAUUUAGCAGGUGCGGAAAUUGUUGCCACUGCUGCAAAAAAUGAUGAUGUAAUUUUUGGUUUUAAUAUAUGCCAGACACACUUUUAAAUGGAUAGUCGUUGACUCAGUGACUGGAAGUCUAUUGAAACGGCUAGCCUGUCGUUGCGCUAACGCUAGUAGAAAUCCACCCCCGCUACCCUUGCCACCACUGCUGAAACAAAUCCUAGGGGAAACACUGAAGACAGUUACGGUGUAAUUUAGAUUCAUUUGAAAAAAAAUCAUAUAUUCAAUUAGACAGUGGAUUUGAGUACAUUUUGAUUUGAUUUAUUAGGAUCCCCAAUCAUUUCUCUAGAAGUAAAUUAUCUCUCCAAUUUCAAUUACAACCGAAAGAGCUCAUGCUGUGUCUCUAGCCCUCACUCACCUCUUCUGUUUGACGGUGAUACCCUUCUGCUGCAGCGACUUCUCAUUGGCGAGCUGCAGGAGGGUCACCUCUUUGCGUCUGAACAGGCGGAUGAAGAAGGCCUUCUCCAGCAGCUUGUCCAGGGUAGUGCUGAAGCCAAUGACGACAGCUAGUUAAUGCAUUGUUGGUAUUGUUGGUACAACAACUUUUUCCCUUUUCGAUUACGGGAAAUGAGGGGAAAGGAAAUUGGCCCACACUUAAACGUAUUUUCAUUGGAUUUACACAAAUGAAGGCACCGUGAAAGGCUAGUUACUGUCCACGGGGUGUACAUCAAAUUGCAUCACGCUCACGCUACAUAUACAGGAGAUAGGCUCCUGCCCAAUGGGCCAUUCUGGCUUGGACCAGGCUACUUACUUACUUUAAACAAAGGAAAGUCAUGUGUAAUGUAAUGUUAUGAGGUUACAUGUAACAGGUUUGCAAUUUCAUGCAUUUGGAGUACUUUUUUUGUUUAUUCUUUGUUGGUAUUUAGACAAGUUAUUUCCCUAAAAUGAACAUAAAGGAAAUACUAUUUUCUCUAAUGUAAAUUGUGGCCGGAAAAGAUUUGUGUCAAUACUCCAUACAGGAACUGCUUGGAGACGAGACCUGUAAACAAGUCAUAACGAGACUGAUUGGUCAAGACUCAGGAGGAUGCAUGAACAACAGGGGGGGACUGAUAUUUGGAGCAUGUACACAAAGAAUCUCUGAAGUGCAUACAGUAUAGGCACAGUCAUAACUGUGGCUCCAUGGUUUCCAAUAAGGCCUUCCUACAUCCAGCCAAUGUAUUUCAGGGUUCUUGUGUGUGGACAGUGAUAUUUUCCAAUGACAUUCAAAUGUGCUGGAUUAUACCAAAGUAUUUUGCUGUUGGCGUUUACAGCAAAUGUCUUAUUCAUCUUGAUCCAUUUGAUGCAGACCAAGAGUGAGUUAAAAUGAAGUGCAAUACAGAUCAAAUAACUUGAAUUGAAUAUACUGUAACUUGGUAUGUGUGAUGUGUAUGAAUCUAGUGUGCAAAAUAUGACCUACAUGAGAUCCAUGAUUACGUCAUUUUCAUAAUUUAAUCUCUGCUCGACUGAACCUUUGCACCCGGUGGAAAGAGCCUGCUACAUAGUACUAUGCAAGGUUUUCCCGUUAAGAGUGAAUGAAGAAUGUUGCACACUGUCUGAUACCAUCGGUGUUGUGAGACUGAGUAAUAUCUUCUUUUCACUGGCAGUGAAACAUGUGCACACGAAUAUGCACAGGGGUAUGCAAAGCCGUUUUUGUGACAUGGAAAUAAAUGUUUUAGAAUCAG
Oncorhynchus nerka (sockeye salmon) is the source of this 2599-nucleotide messenger RNA. RefSeq names its product gap junction delta-3 protein-like. Gene Ontology annotation, cellular component: connexin complex. Gene Ontology annotation, biological process: cell-cell signaling. The coding region runs from base 1 to 903 and encodes 300 amino acids. Lineage: Eukaryota; Metazoa; Chordata; Actinopteri; Salmoniformes; Salmonidae. Gene Ontology annotation, molecular function: gap junction channel activity involved in AV node cell-bundle of His cell electrical coupling. The record is from RefSeq and is a predicted model, not a curated record. The transcript has a single exon.